Octodon degus (degu) is the source of this 4344-nucleotide messenger RNA. RefSeq names its product RNA guanylyltransferase and 5'-phosphatase (gene Rngtt). The transcript is spliced from 16 exons. NCBI's taxonomy places the organism in Eukaryota, Metazoa, Chordata, Mammalia, Rodentia, Octodontidae. Bases 169 to 1962 code for a protein of 597 amino acids. Gene Ontology annotation, molecular function: mRNA guanylyltransferase activity; protein tyrosine/serine/threonine phosphatase activity; ATP binding. The record is from RefSeq and is a predicted model, not a curated record. Gene Ontology annotation, biological process: protein dephosphorylation; 7-methylguanosine mRNA capping.
GUCUUGAGCAGUGGAUGUAGAAUGAAAGUGGCGCGCCGCUCCUAACGUCACCCGGAUAGGAGCUGGUGGCUUUCGGGUUCUGGUGGGGCUUCGGGUGCCUCGGACCACUGGUGCCCACCGGACGCUGAGGCGGCGGCUGCCCAGGUCGGCUCCGCGCGGGCCUGAAACAUGGCUCACAACAAAAUCCCCCCGCGGUGGCUGAACUGUCCGCGUCGCGGCCAGCCGGUGGCAGGAAGGUUCUUACCUCUGAAGACGAUGCUGGGACCAAGAUAUGAUAGUCAAGUUGCUGAAGAAAAUCGGUUCCAUCCCAGUAUGCUCUCAAAUUAUUUAAAGAGUUUAAAGGUUAAAAUGAGCUUGUUGGUAGACUUGACAAAUACUUCAAGGUUCUAUGACAGAAAUGACAUAGAAAAAGAAGGAAUCAAAUACAUAAAACUUCAGUGUAAAGGACAUGGUGAAUGCCCCACAACUGAGAAUACUGAGACAUUCAUUCGUCUCUGUGAGCGGUUUAAUGAAAGAAACCCACCUGAACUUAUAGGUGUUCAUUGUACCCAUGGUUUCAAUCGCACAGGCUUCCUCAUAUGUGCCUUUCUGGUGGAGAAAAUGGAUUGGAGUAUUGAAGCAGCAGUUGCUACUUUUGCCCAAGCCAGACCACCAGGAAUCUAUAAGGGUGAUUAUUUGAAGGAACUUUUUCGUCGUUAUGGUGAUAUAGAGGAAGCACCACCACCACCUGUAUUACCAGAUUGGUGUUUUGAGGAUGAUGAAGAUGAGGAUGAGGAUGAGGAUGUAAAAAAGGAAUCAGAGCCUGGGUCAAGUGCUUCCUUUGGCAAAAGGAGAAAAGAACGGUUAAAACUGGGUGCUAUUUUCUUGGAAGGUGUAGCUGUGAAAGGUGUUACUCAAGUAACAACUCAACCAAAGUUAGGAGAAGUACAGCAGAAGUGUCAUCAACUGUGUGGCUGGGAAGGGUCUGGAUUUCCUGGAGCACAGCCUGUUUCAAUGGACAAGCAAAACAUUAAACUUUUAGAGCAGAACCCAUAUAAAGUAAGCUGGAAAGCCGAUGGAACUCGAUAUAUGAUGUUAAUUGAUGGCACAAAUGAAGUUUUUAUGAUCGAUAGAGACAAUUCAGUGUUUCAUGUUUCAAAUCUGGAAUUUCCAUUUCGUAAAGAUCUCCAUAUACAUUUAUCAAAUACUCUCUUGGAUGGGGAAAUGAUUAUUGACAGAGUAAAUGGACAGGCAGUUCCUAGAUAUUUGAUAUAUGACAUAAUUAAAUUCAAUGCCCAGCCAGUUGGCGAUUGUGAUUUUAAUAUUCGUCUACAGUGUAUAGAACGAGAAAUUAUAAAUCCUCGACAUGAAAAAAUGAAGAGUGGGCUCAUUGACAAAACACAGGAACCAUUUAGUGUCAGAAAUAAGCCAUUUUUUGACAUUCAUGCUUCACGAAAGUUACUUGAAGGAAAUUUUGCCAAAGAAGUCAGCCAUGAAAUGGAUGGACUUAUUUUUCAGCCUGUUGGAAAAUAUAAACCUGGUCGAUGUGAUGAUAUAUUGAAAUGGAAGCCUCCCAGUCUGAAUUCUGUUGAUUUUCGCCUAAAGAUAACAAGAGUGGGCGGAGAAGGGUUACUUCCUCAGAAUGUUGGCCUUCUCUAUGUUGGAGGUUUUGAAAGACCCUUUGCACAAAUCAAGGUGACAAAAGAGCUAAAACAGUAUGACAAUAAAAUUAUAGAAUGCAAAUUUGAGAACAACAGCUGGGUCUUCAUGAGACAAAGGACAGACAAAAGCUUUCCUAAUGCCUACAACACUGCCAUGGCUGUGUGCAAUAGCAUCUCAAAUCCUGUCACCAAGGAGAUGCUGUUUGAGUUCAUCGACAGACGUGCUGUGGCUUCUCAAGGACAGAAGCGAAAGCAUCACCUGGACCCUGACACAGAGCUCAUGCCACCACCACCUCCCAAAAUGCCACGGCCUUCAACCUAACACCUGGUUCUGACUUCAGGGCCAAGAGGAAAGACAAAUGAGAGAAAUGCUGUUUCCCCAGUUUUGCAGCCAGAGAAAUUAAAAAAUGAGUGUGGCUUGAUAACUGUACACAGCUUGAAUUUUUUAAAGACAGAUAUUGUAGCCAGCCUGUAUAUAUUUGAUGCAUCUUUUUCCUCCGUGCUACAGUACCUCUUGGAUUUAAACAUUUUAUUUAUAUCUGAGAAACUCAGCCUUAUCUUGAAGAUCAGAAGAUUAAAAUAUCCAAAGGUUUAAAUGAGAUUGAAAUCAAUGAAAAAGAGGCCUUGUUUAUAUUGGAAUAAACUUUACAUUUAAUUUAUAAAGUUAGUGAUCUGGGACUGUGAGCAUAUAAAACACUGUAGUUUUUAGAAGUUGAGUUUCAACUUUGGCAAACUUUCCCCUUGAAAAAUGUAGGCAGUGGCAUUAAAAGUUCUGUCAUUUAUCAUGGAUUUCCUACAGUUCUGAAAUUUCUAUACUCAAAAAAACAAAUGACAAGGUUGCUAAAUACUAUACUGUGUUAAACAAUAUGGUCUAGUUUAUAUCAUUUUAAGAAAGGGGUUUUUUUUGAAAAGUAAAAGUAAACAGGUAAAACUCCGUUUUUUGUGGACUGCAUUGUUUUUUGAAAAAUAUUUUGGCUAUUUUCAUCUGCUUCUGUUGUUUGAACUCCAGUAUCAGCUAUCUAAUGUGUUCAUUCUGGCAGUUGUUUGAGUUACUUCAUGGAACUUAAAUAGACACCACCAGGUCAUUCAUAUGUUGUUCUCCUGGGAAAGUUCUUUUUUUUAAUCCAGAGCUACUUUACUGCAGUGGUAUCAGCACAUUGUAAAUCACAUUGCAACACACAACUCACUGUGAUCUAUGGGAGCAAUAUAAAAUACAGAUGAUGUUGUGUUGAUUGCCUCAAACAAAACAGCAAAGGAAAUGCCAGCUGAUUCCUUUGAUUAGAAGGGAAUGUCAGUGGAAUAGAAGCCGUCACUAGGAAAAGCUCUCCCACUGCUAGAUAAAUGCUGAGGCAAAGCAGAGGCAUUUGUAGGAACUGAACAUCAAGGAAAUCAAGAUAUUUACAUUCAGACCCAGUGUUCUGUCUAUGCUCUAGUCUAAGGAUGUUAUUUCAGUAACAUUACUGGAUUUCAAAAUGUUUACUAGUAGAUAAUGGGUUUAUAGGGCAGCUAAUUGGUCUUCUGCCAUUGUUGAAAAAUUAUGUUCUGAUGGUUUUUGAAGGAAAGAUGAGAAUUAACUGAUUAGAGGUUAAUGUAUUUAUUUUUAGAUGCAUAGGUUUUAAGUAUAUUUAAGACAAGUUUUCAUGAUCUGAAUUUUAUAUAUAUGCAUAUAUAUGUAAAUAUAUGCAACAGUGUAUAUUCUUCUACUGAUAGUCAGACAUGAAAACUCAAGCGAGUUACCUGGCAAGCUGAGUAUCUGACAGGAUCUCUAUUUGACAUAGCACAGAUUAACCAAAAAUGUAUUUAUAUGCGCCUGAGUUUUAGUGUUUUUAAACAAAGUUUUCUCCGGCAAUGCUUUUUCUACAUGAAAUACCAGAAUUACGCUUGGGCCCUUCUUGUUGUUCCCAAGUUACAUAACAAGUAGUGAAUUUAUCCACAUUUCAUUUUCCUGGUUUAUCCUAGAGUGCUGUCACAUGUUUGGGCACUGAAGGGAUGCAAAUGCCCGCUGCCACAGCGACUACUGAAAGAGGGCAAAGUCUCGAGGCUCCACGUGUCUCCCACCAAGUGACUUAAAGCCUCACCAGUGCGACUCUGGGCAGUCUGAUGCCUGCUUCCCUACAAUUUGCAACUCCACUGUGUUGCUUACUUCUGAGCCUGUGCAAAUGGAGGGCCCAUUUACAGAUAUAAAAGCAAGCUUUCACGAUGAUCUUUCAAUAAGAAUUAAAAUGUUUAUGGUAAUUUUAACCUUUUAAAUGAGUUAUAUGAAAAAGAGCAUCUCAUGUUUAGAAGUCCAGAUGUUUUGUCCUUGCUUUCAUGUAUUUUAGCAGGGCUUACUUUUCUUAAUUUUAUCCUUUCCUUUCAAUUACAGUAAAAUAUAUAGUAGUCAGCCUUAUGCGUAGGUCCUGUGUAGUCCCCAGUCAGACUGCCAUCUGAAGUAGCAGGCCAAAUCCCUGGCAUGGGGAACCCUUCACUGGUCAGUUCUCUUGAUGGUAGCUGUGUUCUGAGAGUGAUGUUUUUGAGACAAGAAUAAGAAAGCCUUGCUUUCCUGAGUGAUCACAUAUAACAGCCUUUGCUUUUUUUGUUUGGAAAAGGUGUGGGUAACUACUGCCUGGAUGGUUACAUUUGCUUUCCGUGAAAUGCUCAGAAAAUGUCAGAACAUUCCUUCUCUAAUUGUGUGUCAGUGUGUAUUGUAAUAAACUACUGAUGU